UUCUUUAAUUCCAGUCGAUGUUUUGAGAAUGUGGUAUAAAAAGCGCCCUCUAUCGUCGCCAUAAUAUUUGUCAACAUGGCAAAAGUUAAGGCAAAGGAUCUCCGUGGCAAGAAGAAGGAGGAACUAACAAAGCAGUUGGAUGAACUGAAAAAUGAACUUGGUUCAUUGAGGGUUGCUAAAGUGACUGGUGGUGCAGCAUCCAAACUGUCUAAAAUCCGUGUGGUGAGGAAGUCUAUUGCCCGUGUGUUGACAGUGAUCCACCAGACCCAGAAGGAGAACCUUAGGAAAUACUACAGAUCAAAGCGUCUAAAGCCCACAGACCUCCGUCAAAAGAAGACCCGCGCCAUGAGGAGGGCCCUGACACCCUACGAAAAGUCCAUCAAGUCACGGAAACAACAGCGCAAAGAAAGACUCUACCCCUUGAGAAAAUUCGCAGUUAAACAAUAAAUUAUAUGGUGUAGAGUU
Messenger RNA from Saccostrea cuccullata (small rock oyster), 465 nucleotides. RefSeq names its product large ribosomal subunit protein uL29-like. Gene Ontology annotation, cellular component: cytosolic large ribosomal subunit; ribosome. Gene Ontology annotation, molecular function: mRNA binding; structural constituent of ribosome. NCBI's taxonomy places the organism in Eukaryota, Metazoa, Mollusca, Bivalvia, Ostreida, Ostreidae. Bases 76 to 447 code for a protein of 123 amino acids. The transcript is spliced from 4 exons. The record is from RefSeq and is a predicted model, not a curated record. Gene Ontology annotation, biological process: translation; maturation of LSU-rRNA from tricistronic rRNA transcript (SSU-rRNA, 5.8S rRNA, LSU-rRNA).